Molecule: messenger RNA, 918 nt
Organism: Auanema sp. JU1783
Lineage: Eukaryota; Metazoa; Nematoda; Chromadorea; Rhabditida; Rhabditidae
Source: the annotation of a GenBank genome assembly
AUGUCGAGGAAAGCUGUGCUCACCAACCUAUGGCUUGCGCAAUCUCGAACGUUUUUCAGUAGACAUGUGUUUGAACCAAGACUUCUCGUUCGCAAUCCAACUACUUUGGAUGGCAACACACUUGAAGUCGUGCCGGAGAAGCCAGUAGUUCUGUUACUGGGAUGGGCAGGUGCCCGAUAUUCAUAUAUCGAGAAAUAUGCGAAAAUAUAUAAUGAUCAAGGAUACCGAACAGUUUCUUUCGCUUCUCCGUGCUAUCAUUAUAGAAUCCCUAACUCGCGUUACGGUUUCUACAUGUCACCCCUAUUUCGAGCAAUAGAUGCUAAACCUGGAGACUUCAGAAGUUUUGAUAGAUGCCCCAUAAUAGUUCACAUAUUCUCCAUGAAUGGCGUCCGAGCUUUAAUUUCUUUAUGGAAAUGGACCGAAGCUGAACAACGUGAAGAUCUCCGUAAACGAAUAAAAGGAGUUGUGUUUGACAGCGCCCCCGGUAUGACACAAGCAGGGCCUUGUGCUCACGCUGUUGUUCAAUCCACUCCACCUUUGGAUGGCUUGGAAUGGAUCGAUCAAGAAUUCAGAAGAAAAUAUAUCAAAGCCAUGUACAAACUUCGAAACUUUAUUGCUAACCCUCUAUGCUAUGUUUACCCUCCUAUAAGAGCUCAUUUAUCUCAAUUUUACUAUCUCCAAACAUAUGUUAACCUCCCUGGUCCCCAGUUGUAUAUUUUUUCUGAAAACGACACAAUGGUCAAGCAUAAGUACAUUGAUCGUUUCAUGCAAAAUGAAAUGCGGCAAGGAAAGGACGUCAAGUUUUUGAGGUUUACGGAUUCGAAGCACGUCAAACAUUUGCUCGAACAUCCACAAGAAUAUUCUGAAGCUUGCAUUGAUUUGAUGAAUCGUACUGAGAAAAGCCUUCUCAAACCCUGA